GUUCCACAGUCAUUCCCCUGUCUCCUUCUACAUUUCCUCUCUUGGCCAUGAAAUCCAAUCAAUGGAUGUUCAUUACCAUCACUGUAGUCUUUGCAACUUUCAUGCAGAUAUGGGUGGUGGUCGAAUCCCUUUCCCAGGCUGACAAAAUUGUCGCCUUGCCGGGGCAACCGAAAGUCAGUUUCGGGCAGUUCUCUGGCUACAUCUUCGUCGACGACCAGAAGCAGAGAGCUCUGUUUUACUACUUUGUUGAAGCAGAAACUGACCCUUCUUCAAAACCACUUGUCCUUUGGCUAAACGGAGGACCUGGAUGUUCAUCUUUUGGAGCUGGAGCUUUUGUUGAGCAUGGUCCCUUUAAGACAAAUGGAGAGACUCUAGUUAGCAAUGACUUCAGCUGGAACAAAGCGGCUAAUAUGUUGUAUCUGGAGUCACCAGCAGGAGUUGGCUUCUCGUAUUCAACUAACAAAUCAUUUUAUCCCGAUUUGGGUGACAAAAUCACAGCACGAGAUAAUCUGGUCUUCCUACAGCGCUGGUUCCUCGAGUUCCCCGAGUACAAGAAUAGAGAUUUUUAUAUAACCGGCGAGAGCUAUGCCGGGCACUACGUCCCUCAGCUCGCACAAUUAUUUAUUCAGACUGACAUGAAACCGAAUCUGAAAGGAAUUGCAAUUGGGAAUCCUCUUAUUGAAUUCACUACGGAUAUGAACUCGGUGGACGACUUUUACUGGUCGCACGGGCUGAUUUCGGAUUCUGCUUAUGAACUUGUCAAGUCAUUAUGUAACAAUUCCCAGCUAAUGAGGGAAGCCCUCGAAGGCUUCCUGUCCCCUGCUUGUGCUGACGUUUACCUCACUAUCUUGGAAGAACUCAGCCAUUCUAUUGACAAAUAUGAUGUUCUUGCCGAUGUCUGUCUGUCAUCCGCCAAUGGAUCACAAACCUCGUUGCUCAGUCACCCCGCUUGGUCCAGACUCCGACAUGUUACUUCUCUCCAAUCACAACAAACUGUCCUGAAUCAGCAGCAAGUGAGUGGAGAGAAAGCUGAUGUUUGCGCAGAAGACAAGACAACCAAGUACUUGAACAGGAAAGAUGUGCAAGUUGCUUUGCAUGCCAAGCUUGUCAGGGUUACUACCUGGAGUUUAUGCAAUAAGUUUGUGCAAUAUAGGCGGAACAUCCAGGAUCCAACAAUUCAAAUUCUUGCCUCACUAGUCAAGUCUGGAAUUCGUGUCUUGGUUUACAGUGGAGAUCAGGAUUCUGUUAUCCCAUUUACCGGGACUAGGACUUUGAUUUAUAAACUAGCCAAGGAGUUUGGACUCAAAACAACUGUGCCUUACAGGGCUUGGUUUGAAAGCAAACAGGUUGGGGGGUGGACACAGGUCUAUGGGGAUAUAUUGUCGUAUGCAAUCAUCAGAGGAGCUUCACACACAGCUCCAGCUACGCAACCAGAGAGGUCCUUGACACUCUUUAAGGCCUUUUUAGCUGGGAAGCCGCUGCCAGAAGAUUGAACUUAUCUUAAAUCCAAUCAAUAUCCGACUUUGUUUUUACUCCUUGUAUUCUACAAAUUAAUAAGAGUGGUAUGGAUAUUUUGAGGCAUUCUUCCAUAUUUCUUUCUAUGGAAGAUAAAUAACAAAAUGACUUUUCUUUA
This is a messenger RNA of Rubroshorea leprosula, 1633 nucleotides long. The record is from the annotation of a GenBank genome assembly. Lineage: Eukaryota; Viridiplantae; Streptophyta; Magnoliopsida; Malvales; Dipterocarpaceae.